Messenger RNA from Triticum dicoccoides, 2130 nucleotides. RefSeq lists its product as uncharacterized. The transcript is spliced from 2 exons. Bases 1168 to 1839 code for a protein of 223 amino acids. Gene Ontology annotation, molecular function: RNA binding. NCBI's taxonomy places the organism in Eukaryota, Viridiplantae, Streptophyta, Magnoliopsida, Poales, Poaceae. The record is from RefSeq and is a predicted model, not a curated record.
GCCCUUAGUUUCACUUAACCAUUCAGCCAGGGAUGCAGAGCUUUUUCCGCUACUUUUCUGCCCAAUUAAUUGACACCUAUGGAUUAACAGACAAAGCCGGACUCUGUGUCUAAAAAAGAGCCGGACUUUCAAUUCAGGCGAGCCUACCUAGUAAACAGAAACAAGGUCGGCGGGUCGGAAAUUGCCCAAAAAGUCCGGACCUUUACCGGAAAAGGAUAGAACCGCCGCAAUCUCUCGUCUCCAGUCCCUACCGCCGCCGCCGCCCCUCACUCCCUCUCCCCGCGCCGGCCCCGCAUCCCACGCGCGUCGCCGCCGCCGGCCCAGUUCUUCCCCGCCUGGACGCCGCGCUGCCGCCGUCUCCGCCCCGUCCGCCCAUUGGGUCUGAGGUACGAGGUUUCUCCAUCUUCAUCCGGCGGUUAGGCUCAAUACAAAUCCCGCUGAACCCCACGGCUUCUGGGCGCACGCCGUCUAGAUCCGCCCUGGCAGCAGCCGCUGUGACGACCUGGGAACGGCUUGCUAGCUAGAUUGCGAAGGCAAGAUUUUAUUUUUGCCUGUUUGAUUGAUCUGAGUGAUGUGCCGAGCAAUGUUGAUGAACUUUUGCAUGGCUUUGUAACUUUCCCUCCCGAUGCUUGAGUAGUUGCGGCUGGCCUGGUGGCUGCUCGCUCUGUUUGAGGUGGUGGUACAAUUGUAGGUUCCUAUUAAUGGAGAUUGGGGCAACUGCCCUUUCAUCAAAAAGGGAAAUCCUUAAACUGAAUCCGCAUGCCGGCCCCUGUUUCAUCAAAAGGGAAAUCCUAAACUGAACCGGCAUGCUGGACCCUGUUUCUGGAUGAAGCCUUGAAAUUCUGGGAGCCAUAUCCCUACCCAUACACCCAGGAGAUAGAUAAAUGAGCAGCCCUCCACUGCUGAUAGUUGUCUUUUAUGUUUGAUAGUUUUGUAAGUGUGAGACCUGUGGACGCUUUUGCUGCACAAUGCUUGUUCUUGUUCAGAUGAUGCCCUUAUUAUGUUGUUUUUCAUGUUUGCCUUUGAUGCUUGGCAGCUCUGUUUGUUUAUAAAUGUAAAACCUGUAGAUGUGUCUUGCACAGUGCUUAUUCUUAAUUAUAUUCCGAGGAAAUCACAGCCAUUACGAGUGACUGUUGCUAGGCGUUGUUAUUUCCCGCAGAAGCUCCUAUGGCAACACCCGACGAACAGGAUAAGAAGGACCAGCAGGAUAUGAAGGACGAACAACAGGCUCACAAGGACGACGACGAACAGGCUGCGAAGGAGUACGCUGAUUUCGAGGCGAGGGUCGAGAGGACGAUAUACAUCGAUCACCUCUCCCCCCUGGUCACCGCCCAGGUCAUCAAGGCGUCGCUCGCCCAGUGCGCCAACGUCGUCAGCACCGAGUUCAUCCAGAACUACACGAUCCAGUACGAGAUCCCCGCCGCUGCGUUGGUGGAGGUGGACAACGUGUCGCAGGCCCAGGCUGCUGUGGACCUGAUGAACAACUUCCCUUUCAUGCUCGGCGGGAUGCCCAGGCCUGUGAGGGCUGUCUUUGCAAAGCCCGACAUGUUUCCGGACCGCCCUAGGAAGCCUGGCUUGAAGAUUGAGUUCAGCUGGGUAAAGCAAGGAGAUCCAGGGUAUGAUGGGAUGAAUAAGCUCAAGGGCCUCGCCAGGAGGCAAGAAGCAGAAAAUAUGGCACUUAUCAAGAAUCAAUUGGAAGAGGAGAAGGAGCUGGCGGCGCAGCAGCAGGAAACCCUGGAAGCAAGCAAUAGCAAGUACGACAUGCUCGAGAAACUCAUGACCGGUGGGGACAUUACUAAACUCGCUCAGCAUUAUAAGGUCAAGCUGGGAGACGACUGAUGAGUUCUCGACGUACAAGCACCUCCCUCGGAGACUACGGUCACCAGUGCAAGCAGAUUCUUGUUCUGCCCAGGGCAUCCCGCUUGUAGAUGUAAUGGUGUGAUAGUAAUCACCCAUUGGCUAAGCAUCGAUUUGUUUGGUGCAGCCGCGCUCUAGUUGUAGCCAGCUGCAAAGCAGCAGUUCCUUAGUGUAACAACUGUUACGGUCCGAUCCGUUGAUGGUACGCUUGGUGUAAUAACAAUCUUUGUAUGACCUCCAAGCUUAUCAUGACGCCAAGAUGAUCCAACGAUG